This is a messenger RNA of Penicillium taxi, 1515 nucleotides long. Its product is annotated as putative MFS transporter. Gene Ontology annotation, cellular component: membrane. The transcript has 5 exons. Bases 1 to 1515 code for a protein of 504 amino acids. Gene Ontology annotation, biological process: transmembrane transport. Lineage: Eukaryota; Fungi; Ascomycota; Eurotiomycetes; Eurotiales; Aspergillaceae. The record is from RefSeq and is a predicted model, not a curated record. Gene Ontology annotation, molecular function: transmembrane transporter activity.
AUGACCUCGAAAGAAAGCGGGAUGGUAGCGACCGUUGAUCAUGAGGAGAUGCAUUCCGACGUAGAUGCGACAGUCAGGAACUUCGAAGUGAAGGAGAAAAUAGAUCCCUAUAUGAAUGACUCUGUAGUCCAAAUCGACGCCGCCACAGAUCGAAGGCUUUUUUGGAAGAUCACUCGUCGAGUCCUUGUUAUCCAGGUGAUAACUUACUUUUGUCAGUCUUUGGAUAAAGGGAUCUUGAAUUAUGCCUCGAUUAUGGGGAUCAAGCAAGAUGCCCACCUGGUAGGCCAACAGUAUUCAUUGCUAGGAACAAUCCUCUACAUUGGUAUUCUCGUCGGCGAAUAUCCGCAAAAUUUGAUUCUACAAAAGUUUCCUGUGGCCAAAACCUUGGCUAUUAAUGUUUUCAUAUGGGGCGCAGUAGUAUCAUGCUCAGCUGCAUCGACUAAAUUUGGGUCCUUAAUGGCGGUGCGCUUUUUAUUAGGAUUUUUUGAAAGCUGUGUUCAGCCCGCCAUGAUGCUAGUGACGGCAAUGUGGUACAAGAGAGAAGAACAAUCCGUCUUGAACUCGAUUUGGUAUUGUAUGACUGGGGUUCAGUUAAUUGUUGGCGGUCUCCUAGCUUUCGGUGUCUCUCAUUAUACAGACGGAUCGAUCAAGAGUUGGCAACUUUUGUUCCUUGUUCUCGGUAUUUUCACAUGUGUUUGGUCCGUAUUUAUUGGCAUAUUCCUUCCAGAUAGUCCAUUAUCAGCAAAAUGCUUCCCUGAAGAAGACAAACUGCUGAUGAUAGAGCGUGUACGAAACAACGAGACUGGCAUUGAAAACAAAGAAUUCAAGAGGUACCAAGUGCUCGAGGCGAUCCAGGAUCCUCUGGUUUGGUGCUUAGUGAUACUCAUUUUUGUUGCUAACUUGGUUAUUGGAGGCUUGGGAGUAUUCUCUAACCUCAUCAUUGAAGAAUUUGGGUUCUCGCUUCUUCAAACUGAUCUCCUCAAUAUUGCUCAAGGAGCUUGGACAAUUAUUGUCAUGGUUGGAUCCGCUUGGGCAUCGCAACGGUUCCAACAAACCUGUUUGGUCAUGAUUCUAUGGGUAAUCCCACCAAUUGUCGGCACAAUCAUCAUUAUGGUCGUCACCCCAACACCAUACAACGCGGGCGGAAUGUUGAUCGCCUUCUACUGCACUCAGUUCUUCCUUGCAGAAGGCAACAUGAUCAUUUCACUCAUAACUCGCAAUGUUGCUGGACAGUCGAAAAAGAGUUGCACAAUGGCGAUGCUCUUUAUUGGUUGGGCUGUCGGCAACCUGAUUGCGCCUCAGAUUUUUCAAAACCAAGAUGCUCCUCGCUAUUUACAUGGCUUUUUGGCGCAUCUUGUUAUUUAUAUUGUUUACUUUUUUCUAGUGAUAUUGACUCGUGUGAUUAUCAUGUCCAGGAACCGUUCAAAAGAGUCUGUAACGACUCAAGUCACUCAUGACCUGGCUUUCGAGGAUCUCACUGAUCGUGAAAAUCCAAAUUUUCGUUAUGUUUACUAG